GGCCUCGGCACGGAUCGCGACCGACCAAGUGAACCGACCAAGUGUGGACACCGUGUAUAUCCAUCGUUUGUGCUCCUAUUGUAUCGCUCGCCCAUUGAUCGAUCGGGGAUCGAUCGAUCGCCGCCCGUCUCUCUCUCUCUCUCUCUCUCUCUCUCUGUGUGUUUUGUUCGCGCGUUUCGUUUCGAAUCGUGUUGCACGAUUCGAUCGAGUGGCAAGAUUAAUCGCGAGUGCGCGAUUGUUGGUGUUCGAACAGCGUUUCAGAGGGACCGUGGUCAGAAGAAUGCGGUAGGAUGCGUAUCCAGGAAAGAUGCUUUCUGCGCGCGGUCGCAGGACUUUGCCUGAUAGGCGGGGUCGUCGUCGUCGCUUCGACGUCGCCACUCGACGUCGAGCCAUCGAUGCAAACCACCACCGGUGCUGUUGUCGAAGAAAUACUAGGAGUUGAACCGCUUCGUAGCGAAACGAGAAACCAGACAAAUGAACGCAAAUCGGAAUCAAAAACCACGAUCGAGCCAAAGAAAAAGCCGAUCGAUUUCAAGGUCAAGACCGAGCAAAAAUAUCAAAAAACAUUCAAGGAUGAUGAUUCGAAGCGCAGCGAGAGCAACGGCAUAACAACCACAACGACAAUGGCAGUCGAAGACGCAACCACGAGAUCAAUCGAAAUUUUAGGAGUCACGAUACCCUUUCUAUUUCACGGCGAACCUAUCAUGACGAAUUCCACGAUAUCGAUGGAAAAUCGACAAAUGUCAUCGAUAAAUAAUGAUACCUUAUCGACAUCGAAAAAUAUCACGGAGAAUGUUCGCGUGACGGACGAAACGACAUCAUUCAGAGGAAGGGCAUUGAACAUUUCAGCACCAGAACCGACUAAUUCUUUGCAUCCAAAUAUUACCGAUUUGAGCGAUGUCAGCAUGGACGAUGACGAUAAGGAAGUCGAAGGUGGCGAAUACAUGGCAUCUCAUAAUGAAACAGUUGUAAAUAUUUCUUCGACUCUGUUACCAAUAGUGGAUGUAUGCGUGGAAGGAAACCGAACAUACACCAUUGGAGAGAAAAUUGUCAGAAAUUGCGAAGAAAAAUGCGUAUGCGGUGAGAAUGGCGUAGCCAUAAAUUGCAAACCGCUUUGUUCCUCGCCAUAUAUCCGAGCCAAUCGAGGAAUCGAGGAUCCCUUGUGUCAGGAAAAACUUGUCAAGGAGGAACCGUGCUGCGCUAUUUUGGUUUGCGCUGCUGAUUCGGCACCUGAACCGGAAGAGACUUGCGUUUUUGGAAAUAAAACAAUAAUGAGGGGUCAACGAGUCGAGGAUGGUUGUUCCAAGAUUUGCAUAUGCGAAGCGGGAGGAAAUUUGAAGUGUCAACAAAGGUGUCCACCAAACGACACAAUCUCAGCAACGAAUCAACACGAUCGCUGCGUCGUACUCUCCGAUCCAAGAGACUCGUGUUGCACGAUCACGCUUUGCGACGUUACUUUGGGCGAUCAUGAGAUCAAACCAGAAACUUCGACCGAUUUGGCCGUGAAUCUUACGGACGUAAAAGUGUUAAACUCAACGGCGAUCAAGCUGAAAUUGUCGGCUAAGAAUCCGCAAGAUGUGACCGUAGAGAUAUCCGAUGACAAUCACGUAUGGAGACAGCAGAAGCCUGACAAAGAGGGUAUCAUAUCGAAUCUGGAUCCUGCGCAUUCGUAUUACGUGCGAGUGACGGAUGGAACUCGAAUGGGUCCAGCGCUACAAGUGUUUCUUCCUGCAGAGGUAAUCAAGACGAAUAUCUCGGACAAGAUGACGGAUAAAAGCUCUUGCAGCCAUAUGGGAAAAACGUACAAAAUAGGAGCGGAAUGGUACGACGAGUGUAUCUCUUUCUGCACUUGCGUCGAGGGUGGUAAAACCGAAUGUCUGACGAUCGAAUGUCCUACGGACUUUGGUCUUGAUGCUCUUGAUCCUCACUGUUUGGACUGGGAAACCGUACCUCCGAAUUUUGUCCCGAAACCUCCUCACUGCUGUCCCCAGGAAGUGCGGUGCAGAAAUAAUGGCUCGUGCGAUUACGAGGGUAAUACGUACGACAAUUGGAGCGAGCUGCCCUUGAACGUAACCGGAUGCGAGAAACGAUGUUAUUGCGAGAUGGGAAACGUGUCCUGUCAAGCAGCUUGUCCACCAGUUCCUGCUCUACCACCUGCAAUUUUACCUUGUCCGCCUAAUCAGGCCGCGUUGAUGCAUCUACCGGGUGACGAAUGUUGCUUGGAGUGGAAUUGCAGACAUCCGACCAACCAAUUACCAGGAACGAACGCGACGUUUCUCGGCCCCUUAGCCACAGAUCCAUUCAAUCGGCAAUCGAUUGACGAUAGCAAAAGACCGAAUAACAAGUCGAAUUCGGCCGAAUCCAGCCAGCAACCGGAUCCUGGAACUUCCUCCUUACGGGAAGAUUCGAAAGACGUUCACGCGCACACAGAUACCAUUAAUCAUGGACUAUUUCACUACCCCAUGGAUCCUGGACAUCCAACAGUACCGUACAACGGACCGUACAAUCCUAACUAUAAACCUACACACCCUACCGUAGAGAAUGUGUUCCAUUUAACCCCUCACACCGAGAAACCUCCAACGCCUGGCGAACGUCUCAAAGAAAAGACCAUCAAAUCAAAGAUAGACGCUAAGAAACCUGUCGAGCCUGUUGUGAAACCGCACAAAGAUGACUAUUUUCCCGGCCUGCUGACUUCGGACAAGUUCUUGGACAAGAAUGGCCCGCUACUCACGAACGCGAACGAGAAUCACCAAUUUAUCCCGGGCCCCGUCAAUCCCAACAAGUUGCCACCUGUGCAGAAAGUUGGCCACGCGACUGAUCAGCCGCAAUUCGUCCCGUUGAAUCCACAUCGAGAGAUGCUCGGCCCAGGAUUCGCGAUCGCGAACGCCAACAAUGAGCAAAGCGUUCCUCAAACGGAUCUCAACGCGCAGCUCGACAAUUCCGCGAUCGGUUCCCCUUAUAGAGGACACAACGGUCCCGAUAAUCUCGAUCCGAACGUGAUCGUUCCCAUAAAUUCGAAAAAGAAAGCUCCACCGAGCGAUGCAUUCGAUGGCGAGAAAGGUAAAAUACCGACAGGAUUGGCGAAUCGGCCGAAACAGGGCCAACGAAAUCCGAAUCAAGAAAUUCUACCGGAAGAGCUCUAUCAUCUGAUCAAUCUUCAACAUCCAGGAUUGGUCCAAUUGGAGCACGCUCCGCCCGAAGGACAUCCUGGUUUAUACGACAUCCAUCAACAGAUAUCGGGGCAGAAGAACACGCCGAACAAUCAGUUACAGAGCGGAUUCUUCGCCGCGAGUGGCGUGGUAAAAAAACCGGCAAAGCCGCACAUUUAUACGCAGAAGAGCGAAAACGGUCAAACGACAUAUCACAUACACACACCAGAUAUACCGAAUUCACCACAGCAAAUCGAGGAAUUGUUAGCCCAUAUCGGUCAACACGAUCCUAAUCCUGGACCGUUCCAACAUUAUCCCGGACAGCCAGCCAUAUCUCAUAACGUGGCGAGUGGCCCGACAGCUACUUUGCCUCUUCACAUUGACGCUCACAUAUCGCAUUCAGGACUCACGCACUUGAAUCAUCCACAGUUCGCAGCACAAACGCCUAACCAGUCAGAUAUGGAACAUAACAUAGCGAUGGGCUUCCCGUUACCUAGUGCCAUUCCUGGAUUCCCUGUUGCUUCUUCCGCGGAUGAGGUCACUGUACAAGUUCUCGAGGCUCUUGAUGAGAACACUGUUCGCCUUGUUUUCACAGUGCCGCAAGUUCUAGUUGGGCUUCAUGGACGAGUCGAGCUGCGUUACACCAAUGACAAAACAAAUUUUGAUGUAUCCACUUGGAAGUCGCAAGUGUUCGCUCCUCCAAACGAUUUAAUCGCGACACAGCAGCUCGAAUUUGAAUUGAGCGAUUUGAAGCCCUCGACCGAAUACAAAGUAAAGAUCACGGUAAAAUUGAAAGAUCUAGCCAAUAGUCCUACGAGCAAAAUUUAUAGUGUGAGAACGUUGGACAAGCGAACUGAUGCGACCACCUUGCCACCACAAAUACCAAUUGACGCUGAACUUCAAAUUGCGGAGACGAAUAGCACGUGGAUCAACGUCAUGUGGAGAAAAUUCACAGAGUAUGAGCUACAGUUUAUCGAUGGUGUUCAAUUGAGAUACAAGGAGCACGACAACAAAAUUUAUACCGCUUCACCAUUGAUUCAUAGAGCAGUUAGAAAUUAUUUAAUCGAAAAUUUGCAGUCAUCGACUACCUAUGAGAUUGGAAUCUUCUUUGUUCCAUUUCCUGGACAAUCGACAGAAUUGAUUAGUGAAAAAAUGAUUCAAGCAACUACUUUGAUGGAACCAGAUCAAUAUUCGUUCGAUGUCAAAGUGGAGAUUAAGACGAUUAAGUCGACUGACGUGGAAGUGACUUGGACUGGUGUACCUUAUCCGGAGGAUAAAUAUGUGAAUAUUUAUAGAGCAAUUUACCAAAGUGAUAGUGGCAAAGAAGAUACAAGUACAUUUAAAAUUGCCAAAAGGGAUUCUCAUCCAAAAACCAUAAUCACUGAUCUUAAACCAGGUACUAGAUAUCGUUUAUGGCUCGAAAUUUAUUUGACUAAUGGAAGAAUAAAAAAGAGCAACGUGCAAGAUUUUGUUACCAAGCCUGGUGUUCUUUUGCCAGCUACGGUGUCGCAACAAGGAAAACUUGCUUCCUUGCCUUUUCACGAAGGUGAUUAUUACGGACCUUUGGUUGUGGUGGCCAUUGUCGCGUCUCUUGCUAUUCUAUCAACCUUAAUUCUUCUAAUGAUGCUCAUGAAAAGACGUACUAGCAGUAAGGCUGAUAUAUCUUCCCGUAAAAGUACAUCAGCAUACGACAAUCCCUCCUACAAGACUUGUGAAGACACCAUUACGAUAUCAAAUGGUAGAAGUAAAAGCACUGAUCAUGAAAUGGCUACCAUCAAUAGCAAUCUAAAAGAACCUGUUUAAAGUUUUGUAAUUUAUUAUAUUAUUGUAUUUA
Messenger RNA from Apis mellifera (honey bee), 4983 nucleotides. It is a transcript of the gene sas, whose product is annotated as putative epidermal cell surface receptor. The coding region runs from base 291 to 4952 and encodes 1553 amino acids. NCBI's taxonomy places the organism in Eukaryota, Metazoa, Arthropoda, Insecta, Hymenoptera, Apidae. The transcript has 13 exons. Gene Ontology annotation, molecular function: protein binding. The record is from RefSeq and is a predicted model, not a curated record.